This is a messenger RNA of Bactrocera oleae (olive fruit fly), 954 nucleotides long. The record is from RefSeq and is a predicted model, not a curated record. NCBI's taxonomy places the organism in Eukaryota, Metazoa, Arthropoda, Insecta, Diptera, Tephritidae.
UUGGUUUUAAGACAGUCAACAUCAUUGAAUCAAACCUUCGACCGACAUCAUGGCGCUGCAGCAGAAAAGGAAUGGCGUAUCGAAUCUUUGCACAUUCGAUGAUCUCUGCGCUAUUCAGCAUCCGUAUCAACGUUAUCUGGGCCUUAAAUUCUUAGAAUUUAAGCGUGUUAAUGGACGUUUCGUAAUACCAAAAUCAAAUAUACUUAACGUUAUUCUACUUCUUGCACUGAUGGACUGCGCUGGUAAUAUCAUUAAGAUUGGCAAGGCGAUCAACGACAGAGAUGUCACUCAAGCCCAGGAGAUCUUCGCCGUUUUCGGUAUGGGUUUGGUAAUGACGAUGCGUGGCUCAAUGAUAGGACUAAAUCGCGGCAACCUGUCGAAAAUGUACAACGCUAUCGAUCGUAUAUUUCCACGCAGCCAACGCCUGCAGCAACAUAUGGAAGUCGAGAAAAUGCAUAAAAAUAUAAAAAGGCGUUUCUUCUUGCUCCAUACGUCUUUGACGGUUACCGUGUCCGCUUUCAUCGCUUUGCCGUUAGCGAAAUUUAUGGUAUUUUACGAUUUCAAAUCAGAUAAUCGUGUGACCGAAGAAUUUCAUGUGAAUGCGUCGUGGUUACCGUUUGGCAUAAAAGAUAAGGUUUCUACUUAUCCUUAUAUAUACGUGUAUGAAAUGAUGUUAGCUACGGCUGGCGCCCAUAUGCUAGUCACUUGGGAUCAUGUAUUUGUGAUUUUAAUUUCACAGUUAUGUAUGUAUUAUGAGUAUUUGGGUAAACUUUUGGCGGAAAUGAAUGUGCAGGAUGCAAUGGAUCCCACAAAGGCGGAUGCAUUCUACAAACAGCUACACGACUACAUAAAUAUACAUCAAUAUCUCAAUAACGAGGCUACAAACUAUUUGCAAAUAUUAAAUUACACUACACCAUUAUUCGUAGAGAUUGGUUAAUCUACGAUGCCGCCAAG